This is a messenger RNA of Magallana angulata, 5722 nucleotides long. RefSeq names its product cytospin-A-like. The record is from RefSeq and is a predicted model, not a curated record. Lineage: Eukaryota; Metazoa; Mollusca; Bivalvia; Ostreida; Ostreidae. Bases 1408 to 4722 code for a protein of 1104 amino acids. Gene Ontology annotation, cellular component: filamentous actin; microtubule organizing center. Gene Ontology annotation, biological process: actin cytoskeleton organization. The transcript is spliced from 6 exons. Gene Ontology annotation, molecular function: protein binding.
AGAGAGAGAUAUCCACAGUCCUGUUCAACAUGUUCAAGGAGAAAUAAAAUUUAAAAAAUAUACCCACUUAAUUCUAGAUGUCAAAUGCCUGUGUAAACAUAUGAUAUUUCUGAUAGGUUGACAAGAAAUAGUUUGUGGGGUGCUUAUUUGAAAAUAUUAUGACAGGUCUGUGUAAUUUAUAACACUUGUUUCCUAGCAGGAUAGCAUUGCAGGGUUUAAAAAUUAGAUGCUAAGUAAAUAUGGUAAGUCAGAUGAAUUUACUUGUUGCGUUCACAAAAUGUCUUUAUGAAAGCUCAGUUUUGAGAGGUCCAUUUCAUUUUUUAUUGACAUGCAUGCAAAUCCAGUAAUCCGAAGCUUAUGUAAAUGGAGAGAAAGAUUUUCUUUUUCCGAGGCGCAGACAUUUUUCUUUCUUAACUUUAACUUGAAAAACACAAGUGUCUUUUCCAACACAUAAAUGAGGUUAUCAUGGGCUUUAUGAAGAGCUGCUUUGUGUGUGUAAAUACUUCCUAUUCAUUUAAUGUAUGGACUAUGACACAGGGAAAAUAAUUGUUAGUCGUGGGCAAAAAGAGGAAAGUUUAGCAUGAAAUUUGAAAGGAUUAAAGAUUAAAUAUUUCAAGUACAUGUACAUGCUGAGGAACAGGUAGAAAUGAAAUUUUUUUUUAUGAAACUAGUUAGCUAGAAACAGGAAAUAAAAACUGUGAAUUACACAGGUCAGCUGUAUAGCAACUUCAAGUUAGUAGACAUUAAAAAUCUUGCUCAUUCACAGUUGCUGUUUUUUAUCAAUAUUUUUUUUUUUUAAAGAUAAAAUGCUUCUGAUGUUUGAGAUAAAAUAUGAAGUUGAUUUUCUGAAAUAUAUAAAUAAAAAUAUACAAAUCUGCCAGGUCGAGUGCAGUAAUUAGGAUUAUAACCAUAUAUUUGCUAGCCGAGUUUAUUAUGGCUCUCUUGUUCAGGGAAGUUUUUAUCGUGUUUAACAAUGAUACACACUCUGUACGAUUGACCUUUCACAGUCAUGAGGUCUGUUGAUAGUAGUGGAUCCGCUAGUUAGUUUCUGUUUACGUGCACUCAAUUGGAGUGCGGAUAUUUAAGUUUUUGCGGCAUCUUGAGUCAGUCAGUCUCUAUACAUGUAGUGUAACGGUGUUCACGUAACGAUACGUCAUGCAACCCACUCGGGGGUUUUCUUUAAGUGGACAGUGUACUCUUUAAGAACGAGGGUACUAUGUGAAGCGCAUGCCAGAAAUUUUGAGAAUUGCUGUCAGUAGUGAUGCAUCUUGCGUUUUCUAAAUUUAUGAAGUGUUUUCGUGAGCGGCGAUAAUCCGCUCUUGUGCCAGCGCACUUUUAUAUGUGUUUGUGUGUAUAUAUAUCUGGGAUGUUUACUAGAGGGACUGAUGUAGUUGAUCGAGCCUCAUCAUGAUGGACGGUCAGUGUCGUCAGGUUGUGAUUUAUAACUGUCAACAUUUUGUGUCUGUAGGGAGUACCCAGGAUGACAGCAGCAGCCAGGGAUACGUGUUCUACCAUGAGAAGAUGAAGAGACAGGAGCGGACUUCCACCCCGGUCAAGGCCGUCACAGCCUUCCACAUGAAGGAGUCCAAGUCGGAAAACUCGGGACUCGGUUCCCACCACAAGGGGGCACUGGUGCCAAAGCCAGCGGCCUCACCCCUUGGGAAGACGUAUCUGAGCAAGAGUCAUGAAAAUCUCUCUAGUCACCAGAAAAAAAAGCUAGCUACACUCAUUGAUCACCGUCCAAAGUCGAGUCUAGGAAUCACGAAAGGAGGGUCGAGUAAUAAAGAGAACUUGGUUGUGAAGGACAAGGAUGGGGUGUUUCUGAAACCAAAGCCAGUGAAAUCUGGGGGUAUGUCAGUCAUUCGCAAAGCUUCCAGUACGCAACAGUUGGACAAGACCGGUUCUAGUACACCAAGGAGUGCGAGUGCUAAAAGUUCCGCAAUGAAACGUGCACAUAGUUCUCACAAUGUGAGCAAGGACAAGUCGUCUAGAAAAAGGACUUCUGCUCCAGCAGAUGUAAUGGCUUACAAUGCUGAGCUUUUGGCAAAUUUUGAAAAAGACAAGAAAGAAAAGGAAUCUCGCAUAUCCGAACUUAUACAAGUUGCUGAAAAUAGGAAAGCAGAAAUAGAGAAAUAUCGCUAUGAGACCAAACGUCUAAAGGAACAGAUACCAACACAUGAUAUCAAGGAUGAACUGGAAUUCCUAAGGAAAGAAAAUACUCUACUUAGAGAACAGUUACAGGAAUUAGGAUAUCCUGUGGAACAAAUUACUGACUCUGAAAAGUUAUCCAUUAUCCAAGAGAAGAAUGCAAGGAAAAACAUGGACUCAAGUGAUUGUAGUAUACCCAAGAGUAAAAGCUGUGAUAGCUUGGACACAGAUGAUGCCCGGGGGGUUCGGUCCAUCAGUUGUAAGGGCGAGCCCACAGACAGGCCCGCAUCUACAGCGGCCUCCGAGCCUAUUCUGUCUCUGGCAGACCAUGAAUUCUCUUUGGAGAGUAGUCAGUGGGAGAAGGGAAGCAACAAAAGUAGCGAUGCUUUAAGUGAGAUUUCGGUGGCGUGUCUGACCGAACGCAUAUUGCAGAUGGAGGAGACCCAUUACAGCACAAAUGAGGAACUUCAGGCAACAUUACAGGAGCUUGGUGACCUCCAGCAAAGUGUGAAUGAACUGAACACAGAGAAUGAGAAGCUUUUGGACCAAAAGUAUGUGUUGCUGGAAUCGUUGUGUACUCAAACGGAAAAGCUGGAACACUGUAGGACGCAGAUCGAACAGUUAAAAUGCCUGUUGAUCAGUGGGAACUUUCCAGAACGCUCGGAAAGGGAGCAGCAGUUGAUGGAGCUGUUGAAAGGUGCUCAGGAUGAAAGAGAAGAAUUUUUGUGUAAGCAGACAGAGCUAGUGAACACACUAAAUGCCAGGGAGAAUGAGUGCAGGGAACUGGCAGAGUUGUAUGAUACCACCAGGGAUAAACUGCAACUGCUGGAAGACAAGCUACAUUCUCUGAAGUGUGAAAAAGAAAACUGUGAGGGGACCAUAUUUGAUCAGAAAAAAGUCAUUGACAAUGAAAAAAUUGAAAUGGAUCACUUGAAAACCCUGUUAGAAAAUGAAAAAUCCAAAGUUCAGGAAUUGGAGCAGUAUUGCAAAGUGGCGGAUAGCCAUUCAGAAUUGGAGGAACUCCUUCGCAACACAAGGCAAGAGAAAGACAAACUGGAGAUAAAGCUCGCCGACAUGAAAGAGAGUCUGCAACAUGCUCAGUGCGAACUUGGAAGAGUAAAAGAAACCCUGAACAUCAAGGAAGACGAACUGAAGGUCAGCAAGAACAACGCCAAGGCUGAAGUGCAGGACCUACAGUACCAGCUAGAGAAACUCAAGAAGGGCAAGACGGACAGCACCUCAGAACUCAGCAACCUGCGGGAGCACAUUGAGCAGCUUAAGCGUGAUUGCAACAAGCACCUGGAGGAAAAGAACGAGUUUGUGACACAGCUGAGCGAAGCUCAGGAGAAGACACUGUUCCUUCAGCAGGAGAACGCAACCUUGGAGUCAGAGGUCACGGAACUGAGGAGUAGACACAGCCAGGAGUCUGAGGAGUGGAAACAGUUCCAAAAGGACCUACAGGUGGCUGUUCUGGUGGCAAAUAACUUCAGAGCCGAAACACAGGAGGACAUGGAAAAGGUUCAGCAAGAAAACACCAACUACAGAGAAAAAUGUCGCAUCCUCACUGAUGAGAACAAAAAAUUGAUGGAAGAAGUGGACAGACUCAAACUCCAGAGAAGUACAGAGGGAACCCCAAAAUCCAUCCUAUCCUCCGCUGAACUCAAGGGCAAGAUGUUCAAUUCUGUUGGAAGGGAACUAUCCCAUUUAAGAGACAAACGUUCUGACCCCAAAUCACAAAGCCAGUCUGUGAAAUCCCUUAUACGCUCCAUAGAGGAACAAGUCAAGAGCGGCUGUUCAUCUAUUCAUUCCAGUACCUGUAAUUCCAGGAGAAACUCGGACUGUUCCAUGGAUGAAGCAGUGCCGGGAAUACCCUGUCUCCAUAACAUUGUGAAAUCCCCUAGUUCUCCCAUCUCCGAAAAUCCAUCCGUUUUCUCUUCUGUGGCGUCUCCGGACGUGGCUUUGAGGUCAGUCCUGAAGAAACAGGCAGAAAAGCCUUCGCCCUUACGGCACUCUGUGGGGUCCUUGACCUUUGACCCACCCAGAUCACCAUUGGAUUCAUCGCCCAAGUCGGCCCCUCCAGUGGUGAAAAACGAUUCAUCUCCUUCACUUUCCUCCAUCUUGUCCAGGACUCCACAGAGAAGAAGCAGUGGUGUAAGUCUUGAACCUGAAAGGAAAGAUUCUGGAACGAAGGAUCCUUUGGCUGCCUUGGCGAAACAAAUGGGUGGAUCCAAACGUAAUGCUCUGUUAAAGUGGUGUCAACAGAAAACUGUCAAAUACAGCAAUGUUGACAUCACCAACUUCAGUAGCAGCUGGAAUGAUGGGCUGGCAUUCUGUGCAUUGCUACACAGCUACGUGCCAGAGAAGAUUCCAUUCACUGAACUGGAUACAGAGGACAAGAGAAGGAACUUCACCCUAGCUUUUGAGGCUGCUGAGAAUGUUGGCAUCUCCUCAUCCAUACUGAAUAUAGGAGAUAUGGUUGCCAUGGAGCGUCCCGACUGGCAAGCUGUGAUGGCAUAUGUGACGUCCAUUUACAAACAUUUUGAGCACGAUGCAAAAUCCCCAGAGCGCUCAUAGUCACAACCAUACGCAACACUGAAUCUAACCAGCACUGAGUGUUAAUAAUAUACACAAGACUCAUUAUUUAUUUAUAAAUUCAAUAUUUUCUACAAUAUUGAGGUGAGCAACCAUUACUGGUUUGGGUAUUUUUUAUCCGAUAUGUAUGGUUUAGAUAUUCCAAGUUUUAUAUGUUAAAGAUUUUUUUAAAGGCUUUUUUUAUGGGACGACAGCUAUAAUAUUUUUUCUUCUCUUUCUUAACUCAUUCCACAUAACUGUUUUUCCUCUGUCUUUUAAUACAGUGAUUGCUCUUGAGAUUGUAUACUUUGCAUAAUAAUAUUUCUUGUUGUCUUGGGACCAACCCUUGUUUGAUUUCAGUGAUUGUUAACAUGUAUUAUUUUUUUUCUCUCCAUCAAACUGUCUCGAAAUAUCUGUGAGAUUUAAUUGAAUUAAGUACAUUCAUUUUCUUACAUGUGUGUUAAAAGUAGGAAUUUAUUGUCCUCUUGUGAGCUAUUGACUUUUUUCUCUCUCCAUUUUUCUUGAAUAUUAAGGCAAGACAUCAAGUAUUCAUCCUGGUUUCCAGUGAUUUUUAAAUUAAAAAAAUUCUUUGUUUAUACACUCCUUUGAAGUAAUAAACAAAAACAAAAAUAUCUUCCAAACUAAGUGUAACAGCCCUGUGAAUUUUACAUUGUCUUCCAUUAUUUAGAAUUUAAUUUUUUACUUGUACAUGCAUAUGGUUUUAAAGAGAACAGAUAUCUUUUAGGAGUGUGAUUAGUUCUCUAGAUUUGUGGUUUACAAUAGAUUUAUUUGGAGAUGGUUUUGCAACAGUCCAAUUGCUGUAAACAUGGUUAUUUUCGCCCCGUGUUAUUUUUGCCCUUCUGCACUUGCAAGCAGUUUCACCACAUCUUGAAUUCACCAAGACACAGUUGUCUUUAAAGAAAUUAUUUGAGACGUUGGAAUUCACCCAGUCUUAAAUUCGCCCACUGACAACGAGGGCGAAAGGGGUGAAAAUAAAACGGGG